Gastrolobium bilobum is the source of this 1518-nucleotide messenger RNA. RefSeq names its product glucan endo-1,3-beta-glucosidase-like. Gene Ontology annotation, molecular function: hydrolase activity, hydrolyzing O-glycosyl compounds. The transcript is spliced from 3 exons. The record is from RefSeq and is a predicted model, not a curated record. Gene Ontology annotation, biological process: carbohydrate metabolic process. Gene Ontology annotation, cellular component: plasma membrane. The coding region runs from base 27 to 1457 and encodes 476 amino acids. NCBI's taxonomy places the organism in Eukaryota, Viridiplantae, Streptophyta, Magnoliopsida, Fabales, Fabaceae.
UCUGUUUCUUCCCAACGAAGCAGAGCAUGCAGCGCUUCACCGUCUCCGUCAUCUUCUUCUCCCUCACCCUUCUCACUCUCUCAGAUGGUGGCUCCAUUGGAGUGAACUACGGUCGCAUAGCUAACAACCUUCCCUCGGCGGUGAAGGUUGUUCAGCUCCUAAAAUCUCAGGGGCUAGACCGCGUCAAGGUCUACGACACCGACCCGUCAGUGCUUCGGGCUUUAUCCGGAUCCGGAAUCAAAGUAACCGUGGAUCUACCUAACCAGCAACUCUUCGCAGCAGCCAAAGCACCUUCCUUUGCACUCUCAUGGGUCGAGAGGAACGUCGCCGCCUACCACCCCCACACCCAAAUCGAAGCCAUUGCCGUCGGCAACGAGGUCUUCGUCGAUCCCGCCCACACUACCAAGUUCCUCGUACCCGCCAUGAAAAACAUCUACCAAGCUCUCGUCAAACACAACCUUCACUCCGACAUUAAAGUUUCUUCCCCUAUUGCUCUCUCCGCACUCGGAAACUCAUACCCUUCUUCAUCCGGGUCGUUCCGACCCGAACUCGUUCAACCCGUUUUCAAACCCAUGUUGGAUUUUCUCCGUCAAACUGGGUCGUACCUCAUGGUGAACGUGUACCCUUUUUUCGCGUACGAGUCCAACGCUGACGUCAUCUCCUUGGACUACGCAUUGUUCCGGGACAACCCGGGAGUGGUGGAUCCGGGUAACGGUUUAAGAUAUUUCAACCUGUUCGACGCCCAAAUCGACGCCGUUUUUGCCGCACUAUCUGCUUUGAAAUACGACGACGUUAAGAUCGUUGUGACGGAAACAGGUUGGCCUUCCAAGGGGGAUAAUAAUGAGGUGGGUGCGAGCCUACAGAACGCAGCUGCGUACAACGGCAAUCUCGUCCGCAAGAUCUUGACGGGUGGUGGGACCCCCAUGAGACCCAAAGCAGAUCUCACCGUCUAUUUAUUCGCGCUUUUCAACGAGAACCAGAAAGGGGGGCCCACCUCGGAGAGGAACUUCGGUCUGUUUUACCCAGACGAGAGGAAGGUUUACGACAUUCCGUUAACGGCGGAGAAGCUUAAGGAUUACCACGACCGUCCUUCACCGGUUAGCGGCGGCCAGAAGCAGCCGCCGAAGGCCCCCGCCCCCGUCGUUGUCGGCGGUGGCGGUGUUUCGAAGAGCACCACUGGGAACACGUGGUGCGUUGCGAACCCGGAUGUGGAAAAAGUUAAGCUGCAGGCGGCUCUAGAUUUUGCUUGUGGGGAGGGAGGUGCUGAUUGCCGUCCGAUCCAGCGUGGUGCCACGUGUUACGAUCCUAACACGCUUGUGGCCCAUGCUUCGUUCGCGUUCAACAGUUAUUACCAGAAGAAAGCACGCGCGGGUGGUAGUUGCUAUUUCGGGGGUACGUCGUAUGUGGUCACGCAGGAGCCCAAGUAUGGUAGCUGCGAAUUUCCUACUGGAUACUGAAGGCAUAAGAGGACUGACAUAGCAUCUGGCUGAUUUUGCUUUCGUGUAAAGUAUGAGAAGG